AUGCGCUGGCUGGCGGUCUUGUCGCUGGCUCUAUUUAUCUCUAACGUCUAUGCUGACGGUGGCCUGUACCCCCCGGGUCUCCUACCACUUAUUAACCGAGCGAAUUCAUUAUUAUCCACUGGUCAGUUCAAUGAAGCGGCAAAGAUAUAUACAGAGGCAAUAGAACAGUCCCCUGCCGACUAUCUGUUGUACUACAAGCGAGCCACAGCGUACUUCUCUCUUAGCCGACACGGACCGGCCUUGGAUGACUUCAACAAAGUCCUUUCGCUAACGUCGGAGACGUUCGAAAAUGCCCAUUUCAUGAAGGCGCGAAUACAUGUCAAAGAUGGGCAUUUCUCCCAGGCGAGAGAAUCGCUGCAACGCUUCAUUUCCAAGAACAAAGGGGACCCCGCAGCCGUAGAUUUGAUGACGGAACUGACGGAAGGGGAAACGAUUGCAAAGAAGGUUGAGCAGGAACGAAAGGCCCACCUUUGGAAUGCGUGUAUAGAGAGCGCGAGCGCCGCACUGAAAACUGCGAGUCAUUCGGUCGAACUUCGCCAAAUGAGGGCGGAAUGUUCUCUAGCUGCGGGAGAUUUUGAGGGAGCCGUAGGUGACCUUACCCGUUUGACCUAUCUCCUUCCCCCUUCAACAUCUCUCCAGACGCGAAUCUUCCGUCUUGACUAUUUCUUCUUACCUUCCUCACCUGCGGGCGUAAAUGCGCUUAAGCAAUGUCUACAUUACGAUCCUGAUAACAAGACCUGUCUUUCUCUACACCGGAUCGCGAAAGGCCUUGAUAAAGGAAUAGCCAAACUAGACGAGCUCUUAUCUAACGAGGAUUGGCGGGGUAUCAUCACGCUUCUAACAGGCAGUGGGAAAGCCAAUGACCUUAUAAAGCGAUUUGAUGACGCAAUGAAGGAUAACACCGGUCGUGAGCAGCUACUAUCGCCACCAUCUUCGCGUAAGGAUAUGCCAAUACCGCUUCCCAAUCCUGCCAAGUUCUCGCCCCGGAGGCAGACUUUGGUUCGGUCGCUUUGUAAAGCCUACGUCAAAUCGAACUCACGAAAGGCGGAGGAAUGGUGCGAUCUGCUGCUUACGAUGGACGGGUGCAAUGACGAUAUCGACGGACUGGUUGGUCGCGGAGAGGCGCUCCUCAGAAAUGAAGAAUGGGAUGAGGCGGUUAGAGUAUUUGAGCGUGCGUUUGAAGCAAGUGGAAGAAGUGAUCGGGACAUACAUUCUCGUGUGCAGAAGGCCCAGCGGUUGCUGAAACAAAGCAAACAGAAGGACUACUACAAGGUCUUAGAUGUAGAUCGCAGCGCCGACCAGAAGACUAUUAAGAAGGCAUUCCGGAAAGCAGCCUUGAAGGCGCACCCAGAUAAGGGUGGUUCCGAAGCAAAAAUGGCCGCCGUCAACGAAGCCUACGAAGUGCUGUCAGAUCCCGAGCUGCGGACGCGUUUCGACAACGGCGAGGAUCCCAAUGAUCCUAUGGCACAGCAGGGAGGACACCCCUUCGCCAAUGGACAACAUCCUUUCACGCAAUUUUUCCAACAGAGCAGCGGAGGAUUCUCAGGCAGCGGCCGUCAGGGUGGAUUCCAGUUCCAUUUCGGACAUUGA
Messenger RNA from Guyanagaster necrorhizus, 1590 nucleotides. RefSeq lists its product as uncharacterized. The transcript is spliced from 5 exons. Gene Ontology annotation, molecular function: protein-folding chaperone binding; misfolded protein binding. NCBI's taxonomy places the organism in Eukaryota, Fungi, Basidiomycota, Agaricomycetes, Agaricales, Physalacriaceae. Gene Ontology annotation, cellular component: endoplasmic reticulum. The coding region runs from base 1 to 1590 and encodes 529 amino acids. The record is from RefSeq and is a predicted model, not a curated record. Gene Ontology annotation, biological process: protein folding in endoplasmic reticulum.